GGACUAGAGCGUCUGCCUGUGGCGGAGCAGCAGGCUCUGCUAGCGGUUGGCGACGACCGCGAGGAUUUGCUCCGUGCCGCGUAUACGCGCCUUGCUUGCUCAUUAGUCGCACAGCAGCGGUAUGAGGAAGCACUGCAAAUCUGUGAUCUGGUCGAUGGUGUUCAUGUGGUAGACCAGAUAUUUAUGCGAUUACUACGGAAUUUCGAAUUGCCAUCUUCCCCUUGGAUACCAUGCGCGGCGCAGCCACACGCCCACGCGGCCUUUUUGCAACAGGGAAAAGGGUCCGCGCACGAGUACCUUUAUCGGCUACAAGAUCCUGAGCUUGCGGCGAAGUUGGUGCUUCGGCUCUAUCGGUAUUGGGACAACCCUGAC
This is a messenger RNA of Amoebophrya sp. A120, 372 nucleotides long. The record is from the annotation of a GenBank genome assembly. Lineage: Eukaryota; Dinophyceae; Syndiniales; Amoebophryaceae.